CUCCGGCUGGGCAGCGCCGGGAAGCCUGAGGGGAGCUGGAGGAAGGAGGCAGCACAGGCCGGAGGAGUCGGCGGAGUGCGCCGCGCCCCUGGCCCGCCGGGGACCAGGUCCACUGAGGACCUGGCGGGGAUGGAGCUCCGAGCGGCGGGCGCGGGCAGCGCGCGGCGGCGGGUGGGAUGCGGCGGGCCGGCCGCCUGAGCACCCCCGAUGGCCCGUGGCGCGGCGACCUGCGGGAGCGACGCGCGGCUGCAGCUGGGCCGGGACGCGGUGCGGCCGGCGCCCGCGCUGCUGGUCCCCGCCGUGCUGCUGGGCACCGCACUCGGCCUCGGCCUCGGCCUCGGCCUCUGGCUCGGCUGCCGCGCCGCCCGCCCGCGUCCGCCGCACCAGAAAGAUGACGCUCAGAGUCUGCUCAAGAAUUUGGAGUCUAACGUUCAGACCCCGUCGGAAACCGGCUCCCCAUCCAGGAGGAGGAAGAGAGAAGCACCGACUUCAAAGGAUGAGGAGGCUCUGAACGAAUGUGAGCCAUCUUUCAAUAGCAAUAUCACAGCGUUUGCACUGAAGGCAAAAGUCGUCUAUCCCAUCAAUCAGAAGUUCCGGCCUCUGGCCGACGGUUCCUCCAACCCAUCUCUGCACGAAACCUUAAAGCAGCCAGUCUUGCCGAACCAGCCCGUGGAGGCAUCGCCUUCCAGCAGCCUGGGGAGCCUGAGCCAGGCUGAGAAGGACGACUGCAGCUCCUCGUCCAGCGUCCACUCGGCCGCCAGCGACGACAGGUUCCUCGGCCGCACCUUUCUGGGGGCGAGCAGCUUCCCCGAGGCACUGACCUGCGAGAGCGUGGACCUUGACUUGUGUAUCUACAACCUUCACUUAAAAGACUUGCUGCAUCUGGACACGGCGCUGAGGCAGGAGAAGCACAUGAUGUUUAUUCAGAUUUUUAAAAUGUGCCUCCUUGACCUUCUUCCUAAAAAGAAGACUGAUGAUGAAUUAUACCAGAAGAUUCUCUCAAAACAAGAAAAUGAUUUGGAGGAAUUAGAAAAGAGACUGCAGGUCAGACUGUCAAACACGGAGAUGUUGGGUGCUGGUGACUCUGAAUACAUCACCCUGGCAGAUGUAGAAAAGAAGGAGAGAGAAUAUUCUGAGCAGCUAAUAGCUAAUGACACCCUGGAGAGGACAAUGGGGCGGGCACACGUGGCCAAAACAAUUGAGUUCCUGAAGCUGCAGAUCCAGGAGGAGACCAGAUGCCACCUGGCCGCCAUCUCGCACAGCCUGGAGCUGCUGACCGUCGAGGGGAAGCUGUCGGGGCGGCAGAAGGAGGAGCUGCUGACCCAGCAGCACAAGGCCUUCUGGGAGGAGGCGGAGCGCUUCGGCAGGGAGUUUGUCCAGCGAGGCAGAGAACUGGUCAAGGCCUCACUGGUUCACCAGGCGGAGGGGAUGGCAACGCUCACGCUGGCCCAACAAAAGGAACAGAGGAGCUUCCUGGCCACGGCACCGCAGACCGCCGACCCCGAGGAGUUCCUCCAGGUUUUUCACGAGGUCCUGGAGAGGCAGAGGCUGAUUCGGAGUGACCUGGAGGAAGAGGAGAAUGUCAGCGCCGCCAAGGCCGUGGCCGCGCUCUGCCAGGAGCUGUAUCGCAGCACCAUGGAAACGUUCCAGAAGUUUGUGGACGUCCUGUUCCUCCAGACGCUCCCCUGUGUGACUGACCUCUCCCAGGCAGAGUGUGAAUACCUGAGGCAGGAGGCCCAGGAGAACGCGGCCCAGCAGCUGGAGAAGUUGGAUCGCUUCCGGAGUCAGCAGUGGAAACUCUUCCAAGAUCUCCUGGAGCAAGAAAAGCAGGUGUGGAUGGAGGAGCACACACUGUCCACUGUGCUGCAGACACACCUGCGGGAUGACCAGGAAAGCAUCAUCCACCGAGUCUUGGGCCAACUUGGCGGCCUCAGUGAAGAGUCCACGCAGUGCAUCCUGCAGGGGCACGACCUGCUCUUACGCUCAGCUCUCCGGAGGCUGGCUCUCCGCGGCAGCGCCAUCACCACCCUGACCCAGAUGAGGCUGUCAGGGAAGAAGAGCCUUCUCCAGGAGUUGCGCGAACAGCUCGCCCUGGAGCAGGACUCCUCGCAGUGUCUGGACGAGCAUCAGUGGCAGCUGCUCAGAGCCUUGGAGGCGCGCGUCCUGGAGGAGGCUGGCCGGCUGGAGGAGGAGACGCAGCAAACACGGCUGCAGCUUCGGCAGCAGCUCCUGGCCGAGGCCCAGGAAGUCGGGCAGCUCCUACAGCAGCACACGGAGCGGGCCGUCGGGCAGACGCUGCUGGGCCACGCGCGGAACGUGGCCUCCAAGAGCCGGGCCAAGGACAGGGAUGACUUCAAGAGAACACUGAUGGAGGCGGCUGUGGAGAGCGUCUACGUGACCAGCGCUGGUGUUGGCCGGCUCGUGCACGCGUAUUACCAGCAGAUCAGGAGGGCCAUGCAGGACCACGAGGAGAGAAAGCUGCACCACCUGAAGACCCUGCAGGGUGAGAGAAUGGAAAAUUUCAAGCUGCGGAAAAAGCAGGAACUCGGUGAUCCUUCGUCAGGGGCCGAGGUAGCGGGUGGAGCUCAGGAAGCCUCCGGAGCUGUGCACCAGAGGAUGUUGGCGCAGCAGAAAAAGUUCCUGGCCCAGUUCACGGCACACCAGCGGACCCGCCGGGACGCGUGGAAGCAGAGCGUGAGGGUCAUGGACCAUCUGGAAGCCCAGCUUGAGACCCAGCUACAGGAAGCUGAGCAGAGCUUCAUCUCAGAGCUGGCGGCGUUGGCCCGGGUGCCCCUUGCCGAAAGCAAGCCGUUUUCCAAUAAGCAUGGGCUGUCAGAGAAACCCCUAAGGACCAAAAGGAAGAAGCCGGCACCCCGGGACAGAGGGGACUUUGGGGGGCCCAAGGACGACGACCCUGCCUCAGGGGGCCCCCCCUCAGGAUCGCUCAGCAGCAAAAGGCUGAGCCAGCAAGAAAGUGGGGUUGGUGACGGUGAGAAUUCCAAGAAGAUGCUAAAGAGAAGAAGCAAUCUGUAGCUUAAGGCUGGUCGGGGGGACGGAACCUGAAGACCCCGUCUGAAUGCCACCUGCCCCUCCCCCAGGCAGUGAGGAGGGACUGGCUACCCCGGGGUGGGGGACAGUGGGGUCUCCCCUCUGCCCACAGCCUUGCUGUGCAGGGAUGGAGAAUGGGUAUCAAAGUCCCAGAAAAAGGCCAAAAAGAGCAGGGCGGACCCUACCGCCUGUGAAGAUGAUACCCACCCCCACCCCUGUGUUGGAAACAUGUCUGCUCCAGUUUUUCAGUGUCUCCUUGGCUUCGAGAUGCGGCUCCGUUCCUUGGGAAGCCCCUCCUUCCUGGCUCCCUGUGCUUCCCACCCACCGUGUCCCGAUGUCACCCCGAACCUGCGUUCCGCGAGCGCUAAGUGGUCUCAUUCCCGCCCUGGGGGCCCUCUGCUCGCCAGCCUCCCCUCCCGGUGGAGUUCCGCCUAUAAUAAAGGGAUCACCAGGUGUUGCUGGUGUUUUCUGGGUCCGAG
Messenger RNA from Balaenoptera musculus (blue whale), 3527 nucleotides. It is a transcript of the gene EVC, whose product is annotated as EvC ciliary complex subunit 1. Gene Ontology annotation, biological process: smoothened signaling pathway. Bases 208 to 3033 code for a protein of 941 amino acids. The transcript is spliced from 20 exons. NCBI's taxonomy places the organism in Eukaryota, Metazoa, Chordata, Mammalia, Artiodactyla, Balaenopteridae. The record is from RefSeq and is a predicted model, not a curated record.